This is a messenger RNA of Lemur catta (Ring-tailed lemur), 1093 nucleotides long. Its product is annotated as bifunctional heparan sulfate N-deacetylase/N-sulfotransferase 3-like. The transcript is spliced from 8 exons. Gene Ontology annotation, molecular function: heparan sulfate N-sulfotransferase activity; deacetylase activity. The record is from RefSeq and is a predicted model, not a curated record. Lineage: Eukaryota; Metazoa; Chordata; Mammalia; Primates; Lemuridae. Gene Ontology annotation, cellular component: Golgi apparatus. Bases 23 to 1093 code for a protein of 356 amino acids.
CCUUUUUCAGAUCAGCAUUUUCAUGACCCACUUGUCCAACUACGGGAACGACCGGCUGGGCUUAUACACGUUUGUGAAUCUGGCCAACUUCGUGCAGAGCUGGACCAACCUGCGACUGCAGACUCUGCCCCCGAUGCAGCUGGCCCACAAGUACUUUGAGCUGUUUCCUGAUCAGAAAGACCCUCUCUGGCAGAAUCCUUGUGAUGACAAACGCCACAGAGACAUUUGGUCUAAAGAAAAAACCUGUGAUCGCUUACCAAAAUUCCUGGUAAUAGGACCUCAGAAAACUGGUACCACUGCUUUGUACUUGUUCCUGGUUAUGCAUCCUUCCAUCCUUAGUAACUCCCCCAGCCCAAAAACCUUUGAGGAGGUACAGUUCUUUAAUAGAAAUAACUACCACAGGGGGAUUGAUUGGUAUAUGGAUUUCUUCCCAGUCCCGUCGAAUGCCACCACGGACUGCCUGUUUGAGAAGAGUGUCAAAUACUUCCACUCCGAGGAAGCCCCUAAAAGAGCAGCCUCUCUGGUCCCCAAAGCCAAGAUCAUCACAGUUCUUAUCGACCCCUCAGACCGGGCCUACUCCUGGUACCAGCAUCAGCGAUCGCACGAGGACCCCGCCGCUCUGCAGUUCAGCUUCUACGAGGUGAUCUCGGCCGGGCCCCGGGCGCCCUGGGAGCUGCGGGUGCUGCAGAAGCGCUGCCUGGUGCCGGGCCGGUACGCCAGCCACAUCGAGAGGUGGCUCGUCCACUUCCCGCCCUUUCAGUUGCUGAUUAUUGAUGGGCAACAGCUAAGAACUGACCCUGCUACAGUGAUGGAUGAAGUCCAGAAGUUUCUAGGAGUCUCUCCUCAUUAUAACUACUCGGAAUCUUUAACGUUUGAUUCACAUAAAGGUUUCUGGUGUCAGCUAUUGGAAGAAGGUAAAACAAAAUGCCUUGGAAAGAGCAAAGGAAGGAAAUACCCUCCAAUGGAUUCUGAUAGCAGAGCAUUUCUGUCAAGCUACUACCGAGAGCACAACGUGGAGCUCUCGAAGCUGCUGCACAGACUGGGGCAGCCGCUGCCGUCCUGGCUCAGACAGGAGCUGCAGAAGGUGAGAUAG